Messenger RNA from Uloborus diversus, 1913 nucleotides. Its product is annotated as acyl-CoA desaturase-like. Gene Ontology annotation, cellular component: endoplasmic reticulum membrane. Gene Ontology annotation, biological process: unsaturated fatty acid biosynthetic process. Gene Ontology annotation, molecular function: iron ion binding; stearoyl-CoA 9-desaturase activity. The coding region runs from base 452 to 1579 and encodes 375 amino acids. The record is from RefSeq and is a predicted model, not a curated record. The transcript is spliced from 5 exons. NCBI's taxonomy places the organism in Eukaryota, Metazoa, Arthropoda, Arachnida, Araneae, Uloboridae.
GGCACGUGGGAAUGAUAUUCUUAUUUUAGAAACGCCGGUAAUCAGAAAAGGACGAGAAUUCACACUUCAGUUUCGUAUCUCUAUCAAAUUCCCAAUCUUCGGCUAUAUCUCGACUUCCAAUUUUUCACUUCUGUUUCUAAAUUUAACUGUAACCUUUGAUCUUGUCAGAAGACGUUUUAUAAUGAUCGAAUAGUGGACUUUUGGUGUUGUUUAUUUUCAUUCUCAAUACCGGAUUUUCAAUAUUUUCGUUGCAUUGGACUCAGAAAUUACGAACUUUGAUCAGUUUAGACUUUAUAUAUAAAGAUUAACGAAGUAAAAAGACUAGUCAAAUUGAAAUAUUUUGCCUGUUGUGACAUUCUUUCGAAUACUUGACGUACUGAGAAAUGAGCUGACAAUUCAAUAUUUCUGUACGCAUACUCCAAUUUAGGACUUUUUGUAAAAACAAGGGAAAAUGCCGCCUCUUUCCUGCACAAGUGUUGCUGCCAAGCAGGCGGACCCCCAGUCUGCAAUAGCUGAGGAAGUUAAGACUGCUUCAGAACUGUCUGCUGGUGAAGACAGAAAGGUUGAAGAUGAAGCACAAAUGCCAGAAAAGACAAUAAACGAGAACAUUGACCAAAUCAUUUCCAAAGAUAACGCUUCAUCCCAUCAGGAGCCGACAGUUCCUCUGAAAAUAGUCUGGCGCAAUGUCAUCUUGUUUGCUUAUUUGCACCUACUAGCCCUUUGGGGAUUCUGCCGAAUGUUCACAUCAGCAAAAUGGCAGACGAAUAUAUUUGCAUUUAUUUUGUACAUAUUUUCCGGCAUGGGAGUCACUGCCGGCGCACACAGACUAUGGGCACAUCGUUCCUACAAAGCCAGACUGCCGCUUAGGAUAUUCUUGGCUUUUAUAUACACUGUUGCAUUUGAGAAUGACAUCUUCGAAUGGGCCCGAGACCACAGAGUGCAUCACAAAUAUUCCGAAACUGACGCCGAUCCUCAUAAUGCCAAGAGAGGUUUCUUCUUCGCCCAUAUUGGCUGGCUUCUUUGUCGCAAGCAUCCUGAAGUUAUCAAAAAGGGAAAAGCUAUCGAUUUGAAGGACUUGCUGGAGGACCCAGUUGUCAGAUUUCACCGAAGGUUCUAUCUUCCAUUGGUUCUUCUAUGUUGUUUCGUAUUCCCUACAUUUGUUCCUGUCUACUUUUGGAAAGAAAGCUGGCUUAACGCCUUUUUGAUUCCUACGUUAUUCCGCUAUUGCUUCACUCUCAACCAAACAUGGCUUGUGAACAGCGCCGCUCACAUGUGGGGAUCCAGGCCCUACGAUGUCCACAUCAACCCUCGCGAAAAUGCUCUUGUGGUCUUGGGGGCUGUCGGGGAAGGUUUCCACAAUUACCACCACACAUUUCCUUACGACUAUGCCACGAGUGAAUACGGUGUCAAGUACAAUAUCACAACAGCAUUUAUCGAUUGUAUGGCCUGGUUGGGUCUAGCAUAUGAUCGCAAGACAGUGCCCAAAGCUACCAUUAAGGCUCGAAAACUAAGAACCGGUCCCGACAGUCUUCAUGAGGGAAGUGGUCAUCAAGAAGUUGAUCAUUCCAAAGAAAAUUAGGAAUUCGAAAGAGGAAAAAAGGAAACUUGUUUGCCAGUUAGAAUUUAUAUGUGUUGUUAUACUGCAAUCAGAAACCAAUGAAACUUCGGCUCGAAGGGACUACUUUUGCUUCGCACAAGGUUGUAGUUGUGAUCGGACCUCAAACUGUUUAGAGAUCUUUCAUGUUUAAAUUUGAUGUUAUCUGGAUUUUCAGUUCAGGAACUGAUUUAUGAACGAAAAUAUUAUUUUUUUUUUGUCCGGUGGUAUUUAUCUGUGGAAAAUUUCAUCAAAUGAUGUUUAUGCAGGUGAAAACAGAUACGUUUGAAAGUUUAAUAAAAUUUAUUGUUAAGUUGCA